UAUGAUGAUGUCAAUGUGGGACGCUAUAGCGCCAUUUUGAACUGUCUGUGUAUGGUGGGUGUCGGAAGGGUGGGAAGACUUGUCGGGGAGGGUGAGUGAGCUAACAAGCCAGAACGUCUCGGUCUCGCGAUUCAGUUUCUUCAUUUGAGAGACCGCUUGCACCAGUCAAAACCUGACAAACAAGCCCGGGAAUCCCUCUAGCCAUGGCAGGAGCUGGAGGUGGGAGCAAUGAUGUGCAGUGGUGCUUCUCACAGGUGAAGGGGGCCGUUGAUGACGACGUUGCCGAAGCCGACAUCAUAUCUACCGUGGAGUUCAACCACUCAGGGGAGCUGCUAGCCACAGGAGACAAGGGUGGCAGGGUCGUCAUCUUUCAGCAGGAAAUAGAGCAGAAUAAGAGUCAGCCACAGUGCCGUAGUGAGUACAAUGUUUACAGUACUUUCCAGAGCCAUGAGCCCGAGUUUGACUACUUGAAGAGUUUAGAGAUCGAGGAGAAGAUCAACAAAAUCCGCUGGCUGCCCCAGAAGAACGCAGCUCAGUUCCUGUUGUCCACUAACGACAAAACCAUAAAGUUGUGGAAGAUCAGUGAACGAGACAAGCAACCAGAGGGCUACAACCUGAAAGAGGAGGAUGGACGCUACAUAGACCCCAACACUGUCACUGCACUUCGAGUGCCUGUGUUUAGACCCAUGGACCUCAUGGUGGAAGCGAGCCCUCGCAGGGUGUUUGCCAAUGCGCACACCUACCACAUCAACUCCAUCUCCAUAAACAGUGACCAUGAGACAUAUCUAUCCGCAGACGACCUGCGCAUCAAUCUCUGGCACCAGGAGAUCACCGACCGCAGCUUCAACAUUGUGGAUAUAAAGCCAGCCAACAUGGAGGAGCUGACAGAGGUGAUUACAGCAGCUGAGUUCCAUCCACACCAGUGCAACACCUUUGUCUACAGCAGCAGCAAGGGCACCAUCCGCCUCUGUGACAUGAGGGCAUCAGCACUAUGUGACACGCACUCCAAAUUGUUCGAGGAGCCGGAAGACCCCAGUAACCGCUCCUUCUUCUCUGAGAUAAUCUCUUCCAUCUCGGACGUCAAGUUCAGCCACAACGGGCGCUACAUGAUGACCCGGGACUACCUGUCUGUCAAGAUUUGGGACCUGAACAUGGAGAACAGGCCCGUGGAGACGUACCAGGUUCACGAGUACCUCAGGAGUAAGCUGUGCUCGCUCUAUGAAAACGACUGCAUCUUUGACAAGUUUGAGUGCUGCUGGAACGGAAAUGACAGUGUGGUGAUGACGGGCUCAUACAACAACUUCUUCCGGAUGUUUGACCGGGGCCAGAGGCGGGAUGUGACCCUGGAGGCGUCCCGGGAGGGCAGUAAGCCAUGGCAGGUCCUGAAGCCCCGCAAGGUGUGUGCCGACGGGAAGCGGAAGAAGGACGAGAUCAGUGUAGACAGCCUGGACUUCAACAAGAAAAUCCUCCACACUGCCUGGCACCCUCAGGACAACAUCAUCGCCGUGGCAACCACCAACAACCUCUACAUAUUCCAGGACAAAGUGAACUAGGUGUUUUCCGUGAAGGCAGACAUCCACUACCUUCAGCCUUUAAUUUUAGUCAAGAACAAAAUGUGUGACAACAUCGCCAACAACAACUAACCUGUUAUUGGACAAAACAGACUUUGCCAAGUUUCCAGGUGUGGAAAACUGAAACCAUAUUCUUGCCCACCAUCAGCCUCUGUGGCACAGUGAUGCGUCACUCACCAUGAUAUUGUUUUGGUGGUGAUGUGCCAAUAUCUGUGCGUCGCCGGCCCAGUAUCGCCCAGCCCCAGGGCAACAUGGGUAACUCGUUUAAUUUAUAUGCAUGUCUGACAAGCACGCUUUCUUUGGGGGAGGGGGGGUCGAGGGCUAGUAGAAAAACCAACACACCGAGAAUCAUCCCUACCCCUUCAGUACCGCCUCUCAUUGUCUGGUGCCAUAGUCAUUUUUUUUUAUUAGUCAACUGCCAAACUGUUCUGUUUUAAUUCAAUUACAAGAACUGGUGUUCUGUUUCUAUUGUUUCUCAUACCACAUACUUCUCCGAGAGCCUCCAUCUCUUACAUACACACACACAGAAAUAUUCAGACACACAUUUAUUAAAGAGCCUAGCUGUUGCUGCUGUUGGUGUACUGCUGCACCUCAGAGGAACAGUCUAAAACAUCUACUGAGAGCAUGUAGUAUGACUGGUCCUACACUACAUGACCAAAAGUAUGUGGACACCUGCUUGUCAAACUUCUCAUUCUAAAAUCAUGGGCAUUAAUAUGGAGUUGGUGCUAUAACAGCCUCCACUCUUCUGGGAAGGCUUUCCACUAGAUGUUUAACAUUGCUACAAGGACUUGCUUUCAUUAGCCACGAGCAUUAGUGAGGUCGGGCACUGAUGUUGGCUGAUUACCCCUGGCUCGCAGUCCGUGUUCCAAUUUAUCCCAAAGAUGUUUGAUGGUGUUGAUCAGGGCUCUACCGGCCCGUUAAGUUUUUCCUCACCGAUCUCGACAAACCCCAUCUGUAUGGACCUCGCUUUGUGCACGGGGGCAUAGUCAUGCGCAAAACAGGAUGGGGCCUUCCCCAAACUGUUGCCACAAGUUGGAUGCACAGAAUUGUCUAGAAUAUCAUUGUAUGCUGUAGCGUUAAGUUUUCCCUUCACUGGAACUAAGGGGCCUAGGCCAAACCAUGAAAACAGCCCCGGUCCAUUAUUCCUCCACCACCAAACUUUACAGUUGGCAUUAUGCAUUAAGGCAGGUAACAUUCUCCUGGCAUCUGCCAAUCCCAGGGUCGUCCGUCAGACUGCCAGCUGGUAAAGUGUGAUUCAUACUCCAGAGAACACGUUUCCACUGCUCCAGCGUCCAAUGGUGGCAAGCCUUACACCACUCCAGCAUUGCCCAUGGUGUUCUUAGGCUUGUGUGCAGCUGCUCGGUCAAGGAAACCCAUUUCACGAAGCUCCCAACGAACAGUUCUUGUGCUGACAUUGCUUCCAGACACAGUUUGGAACUUGUGAGUGUUGCAACCGAGGACAUACGAUAUUUACGUGCUUCAGCACUCGGCGGUCCCGUUCUGUGAGCUUGUGUGGCCUGCCACUUCGCGGCUGAGCUGUUGUUGCUCCUAGACGUUUCCACUUCACAAUAACAGCUCUUACAGUUUACUGGGGCAUCUCUAGCGAGGCAGACAUUUGACAAACUGACUUGUUGAAAAGGUGGCAUCCUAUGAUGGUGCCACGUUGAAAAUUACUGAGCACUUCAGUAAGGCCAUUCUACUGCCACGUUUAAAAUCACUGAGCUCUUCAGUAAGGCCAUUCUACUGCCAAUGUUUGUCUACGGAGAUUUGCUCGCUGUGUGCUCGAUUUUCAUAUACCUGUCAGCAACAGCUGUGGCUGAAAUGGGCAAAUUCACUUAUUUGAAGGGAUGUCCACAUACUUUUGUGUGUCUGCACACACUACUAGAUCCACAACCAGUCUGUCUGGCCCAGUGAGGACUCCUUACAACUGCUUGGGAGAGACUUUACUGAGUCUGGCAACCAGGGAGUUCUUGCUGUCUCUUUUUAAAAAUAAACUAAAAAAAUCUUGGUUUUCUGUUGUCAAAGAGACAUUCUGAGAUUUGUCAUAUUUAUAAAUGGAACAAAUGUAAUAUCCGUUUUAUUCGUUCUCUUUUUAAGGUAAAGUGAAAUCUCUCUUGAUGUAUUUUAUAUUGUCGGGAGUAUCCCCUUUUCAUACCUCGCUUAGUGAUCUUUCUAUUGCAGAAAAGCAAUACUUCAUUAUAGGAAAACCUCAAUCAUUCCAAGUGCUAUACAGUGUCGUACUUGAUCUGUGUCAUAGUACUCCCAAUAUUAUACAGAAAAUUGCAUAGUGAAACGCUAAAGAUGUGUGUAGCAUUUCAUGAAGAACUGCCAUGAAAGUGGCAAUGUUCAAAAAAAUUAUCUGAAUCGGAGUGAAAUGGAACUCACUCACCAAUACCAUGCUCUGAUUUUGCUCAUCAACUUAUGUCUACACACAGUGCAAUUUUACAGUUUAAAUCACAAUGCCUCCAAUCAUGUUUGACAAUAAUUACAAAUAUAAUACAGCUGUUGUAAAUCUAUAGUGACAAUGACAGGAAUAAAGUACUUUUUUAAAUAUUUUUUUUA
Molecule: messenger RNA, 4133 nt
Organism: Salmo salar (Atlantic salmon)
Lineage: Eukaryota; Metazoa; Chordata; Actinopteri; Salmoniformes; Salmonidae
Gene: ppp2r2ab
Product: protein phosphatase 2, regulatory subunit B, alpha b
Cellular component (GO): protein phosphatase type 2A complex
Molecular function (GO): protein binding; protein phosphatase regulator activity
Source: RefSeq, a predicted model, not a curated record